This is a messenger RNA of Polyodon spathula (Mississippi paddlefish), 1086 nucleotides long. Its product is annotated as DNA dC->dU-editing enzyme APOBEC-3C-like. The record is from RefSeq and is a predicted model, not a curated record. The transcript is spliced from 4 exons. Gene Ontology annotation, biological process: cytidine to uridine editing. Gene Ontology annotation, molecular function: RNA binding; cytidine deaminase activity. NCBI's taxonomy places the organism in Eukaryota, Metazoa, Chordata, Actinopteri, Acipenseriformes, Polyodontidae. Gene Ontology annotation, cellular component: cytoplasm; nucleus. Bases 87 to 746 code for a protein of 219 amino acids.
UGGGUUAGGGUUAGGGUUAGGGGUAGGCUUAGGGUUAGAGGUAGGGUUAGGGUUAGGGUUAGGGUUUGCAUGAGGUAUCCGAUAACAUGUAUAUAGAAUCACAUUGCGUUGAGUAUUAUAUAAAUACACUAUGGACAGAGAAUAUGUUACCGUCUCUCGAUGCAGACACCAGGAUCAAUUCAACACACAGACUCAGCUCUUUUAUCAAAAUGGUCAAAAUUUCUUUUGAUGAUUUCACUUUCCAAUUUGAAAACUUGCAAUAUGCCGAAGGCAGAAACGAGACGUGGCUGUGCCAGAUUGUGAGUGUGAACGGAGGGGAGCCAGAUUUACAGGUGUUCAAAAACGGAUACUCCGGACACGCAGAGGAAACCUGCCUGCGGAAUUCUGCGACUCAAGGUGCUGAUCAAUAUGAGAUCACCUGGUUCAUGAGCUGGAGCCCCUGUGAAAGAUGCACACCUCAAAUAAUCACAUUCGUGGAGCAGCAGCGCAAUGUAAAACUGAAUAUCUUCGUUUCUCGGCUCUUCCGCUAUGAUUCAGAACCUCAUAGGCAGGGAUUAAGAGCACUUUCACAACAAGAAAGAAUUGGCUUAAAAGUGAUGACCCUAAAGGAAUUUCAGGAAUGUUUUGAUCGAUUUGUUGGAGAAGGAAAUGGAUUUCAGGACUGGAAAGACCUGGCUGGGAACUCUGCAAUACAUACUGAGAAGCUGAACGAGAUAACUGGAGCUGAUCCCCGGCUGGUUUUUUGAAACGCCUCCCCUGCGCGCUGCGGCUGCCUGCAUGAAACACCCCGGCCGACUUCCACCGAGAAAGAGCAUCGAAACCAACAGCGCGGCACAACGGCAUGACCCGGACAAGCGGCCAGUCCGCUCUCUGCGCCUCACCUCUUAUUAUAGAGCCCGCACUGCAGCUUCAAUACCGUGCGCUUCAAAGACAGGCUGAGACGCGCCUCUCUCUUAACGUCUCUUAUUCAAUUCAGUGUGAUUCAUAUCUGUCAAUGCAUGGGUGUUCUUCUAUUAGGAGUAUUUUAACAUGUUAUGCGCUUUUAAUCGAUUAUUUCACGCAUCUAAAUCUUUUUUAAAAUCAUUG